ACCGACCUGGAUCAAUUUCUUCAAUGGUAAUUCACUAAUUACCAUAAAACCAUUAAUUCUUCACUGAACAGGUACAAAGGAAGAGGGAGUCUUAAACGCAACCUGCCGAAGAAACGGCCUCCAGUUCGACUCUUAAAACCGUACAGACCGGAUCGCUUUCACUUAAGGUUUUUUGUUUUCGAAAAUUUUUAGUGUGAUGUGCAAAGGACUGCCGACGAUAUAGUUUGAAAAGUGACCAGUGCAACGAAGGGGGGAGGUCAAAAAUAAAAAAAUUAAUACCGAGGAUGAGGUAGUACCGAAACCGCAGCCACACACACUGAACUAGUCACAAGCUAAUCCAAAAAAGAAAAAAUGGCAAUCGUCUUACCGACGGUGAUUGCGACGGCAAUAAAGGCGGCGAUCGCCCUGAUAGGCGCCGGCAAAAUAACGGUACUGCCCUUUUUGGUGGCGUCGAUUGCGUACUUUCACUACGAUCAAUUCGACCCCGAGAACCGGCCUUUGGACCGACAGCCGGAGGCGAAGUACGACUUUAUCGUGGUCGGGGCUGGGUCUGCGGGAGCAGUGGUGGCGAAUCGAUUGAGCGAGAUUGAGAACUGGAAGGUUUUGUUGCUGGAAGCUGGCGGGCACGAGACGGAAAUCACGGACGUACCUAUUUUGAGUUUGUACCUUCACAAGAGCAAGCUCGACUGGGGUUACAAGACGGAACCACAGGAAACUGCAUGCCAGGCCAUGAUCGAAAACCGAUGCAGUUGGACCAGAGGAAAAGUACUUGGAGGCUCCAGCGUCUUAAACACCAUGUUGUACGUCAGAGGGAACAAAAGAGACUUCGACAGAUGGGCCGAUUUCGGAAACUACGGUUGGAGUUUCGCAGACGUUUUGCCUUACUUCAAGAAAAGCGAGGAUCAACGAAAUCCUUACUUAGCCAAGGAUCGUGUUAAUCACGCAACCGGUGGUUACUUGACGGUACAAGACAACCCGUACAACACACCCAUUGGAGUGGCUUUCCUGGAGGCUGCCCAAGAAAUGGGCUACGAAAUACGAGACAUAAACGGCUACCAACAAACUGGUUUUGCCCUGUACCAAUUUACAAUGCGAAGAGGCACCAGAUGUAGUACCUCCAAAGCCUUCCUACGACCGGUACGACUCAGGAACAAUCUUCACAUAUCCCUUUUCUCCCACGUAACCAAAGUAUUGAUUGAUCCAACCACAAGGCGAGCCUUCGGAGUCGAGUACAUCAAAAAUGGACAAAAACAAGUGGUACUGGCAAGGAAGGAGGUGAUUCUUUCAGGUGGUGCCAUUAAUACCCCACAUCUGUUGAUGUUGAGUGGAAUUGGGCCUGCCGAACAUCUUCAAGAGAAAGGAAUUAAUGUGAUCCACGAUUCGCCUGGUGUCGGAGAGAACUUACAAGAUCACAUCGCUGUGGGAGGUGUCACUUUCUUAAUUGAUCACCCAAUUAGUCUUGUCAUCAAUCGUUUGGUCAAUUUGAACACCGCAUUGAGAUACGCCAUCAAAGAAGACGGUCCACUGACGUCCAGCAUCGGUUUAGAAGCAGUCGGGUUCAUCAACACCAAAUAUGCGAAUCAAUCUGACGAUUGGCCCGACAUGGAGUUCAUGUUGACGAGUACUUCAACCGCUGCAGACGGUGGUACUCAAGUUAAGCAUGCCCAUGGAUUAACGGACGAAUUUUACAACGAAGUCUUCUCCAGCAUCAACUACAAGGACACCUUCGGUAUAUUCCCGAUGAUGCUGAGGCCCAAGAGUCGAGGUCAAAUUAAACUGAAGACCAACAAUCCUUUGGACUAUCCACUAUUAUACCACAACUACCUAACCCAUCCUCAUGAUGUGAAUGUGCUGAGGGAAGGCGUUAAAGCUGCCGUGGCUUAUGGACAAACCGAAGCGUUGAAACGUUUCGGCGCCCGCCUUCACAGCGUACCGGUACCAAAGUGCAAACACCUCCCUCCUUACACCGAUGAGUACUGGAACUGCUUCAUCCGUCAGUACACCUUGUCUAUCUACCACUACUCGUGCACAGCCAAAAUGGGGACGCAACAAGACCCUUACGCCGUAGUAGAUCCUGAACUGAGGGUCUACGGGGUGUCAGGCUUGAGAGUCAUAGACGCCUCCAUAAUGCCGACCAUAACGAACGGCAACAUCAACGCACCGGUCAUCAUGAUCGGCGAGAAGGGGGCGGAUUUGAUCAAGGGCUACUGGCUGAGGCCGCAGGUUGGCAAAAGAAGGAGACGAAGGGAGAUAUUUUACAACGCGAAAAUCGUAGACACGGGUAACUCUAGUGUUGUUGUUUGAGGCGUUUUACGAAUGCUUUUAUUUAUUUGUGUCGUUUGUAUAUAUAGUAUUGAUGCCAUUAAGUCUUAGUUGCGCGUGUGGAAAAUAGUCACUAGUCUACGAUUUGCUCAGUUUAAGUGGUUAGUUGAGUAAGGCUCUUUAUUUUUUUUUGUACCAUUUGUUUUUGUAAAUAUUGUUUUUAUAUUUUUAUAAAUAAAACUGUUUAUAUUUAA
This is a messenger RNA of Aethina tumida (small hive beetle), 2516 nucleotides long. RefSeq names its product glucose dehydrogenase [FAD, quinone]. Lineage: Eukaryota; Metazoa; Arthropoda; Insecta; Coleoptera; Nitidulidae. The coding region runs from base 352 to 2304 and encodes 650 amino acids. The transcript is spliced from 4 exons. The record is from RefSeq and is a predicted model, not a curated record. Gene Ontology annotation, molecular function: oxidoreductase activity, acting on CH-OH group of donors; flavin adenine dinucleotide binding.